AUAACAAUCAAACUCUACAUAUUGGUUUCGCAGUGUGGUGAUACUCAGACGGUGGAAAUCAAUGGCAGCUACAUUCACCAUCACAACAACAGCGGCAGCAACUCUCUCAAAUGUUUCAGGAAACAGGAGCAGAAUCAGAGGUUUGAACCCUAACCCUAACGCUAUCAGCACCAGUUCCAGUUGCAGUGCGAUUGCUACUUCAUCGAAGCACAGGCUCCUCGGGGAGAUUCUUCAUCCGCGACUGAAUGCGAUUCCGCUCGUAAGAACCACGAGGCAAAGGGGUUUUGUGCGGGCGAGUUCGGAGGAUGCACCACUACAGUCCAAAGUAACUCACAAGGUGUUCUUCGACAUCAGCAUUGGAAACCCCGUUGGGAAGCUUGCUGGCAGAAUUGUGAUUGGACUGUUCGGUGACGAUGUUCCUCAAACUGCAGAGAAUUUCCGUGCCCUCUGCACCGGAGAGAAGGGUUUUGGAUAUAAAGGCUCCACCUUCCACCGUGUAAUCAAGGAUUUCAUGAUUCAAGGAGGAGACUUUGACAAAGGAAAUGGAACUGGAGGCAAAAGUAUAUACGGGCGCACCUUCAAAGAUGAGAAUUUUAAACUCUCUCAUACUGGACCUGGAGUUGUGAGCAUGGCAAAUGCAGGCCCCAACACAAAUGGAAGUCAGUUUUUCAUUUGCACGGUGAAGACACCAUGGCUGGAUCAGAGGCAUGUUGUAUUUGGCCAAGUUUUGGAAGGCAUGGACAUUGUUAGGCUGAUUGAGUCGCAGGAGACAGAUCGGGGAGAUCGUCCAAGAAAGAAGGUUACCAUCAGUGACUCUGGUGAGCUUCCAAUUGCUUGAUGUGGUGGCUGUUUGUUUGUUGAUCCUCGCUUUUGAUUGGCGGUUGCUCGUCGACAAAGGAUGGGGAGAGUAGAGAAAGAAAGGAGGGACUUUAUUUCUCUAUAUAGAGUUUCAUUUCACUGCUGAGUUGAGUUUAGUACCAUUUUGUUUCCUUUCUGAUCCCAGAAACUGCUAGCACCUGUAUUCCAGUAGAUUUAGUUUGAGUUGGUGUCACGUUAGAAAAAUUCAUUUCCAAUCUGACCACAUCAUUAAGCCAAAGUGGAUUUUUCCAUUUGGAAUUGGACUCUGAUAAAAUUCUUGAAAUCUUGUAUGAGAGGCAUGGUCAAAUUUUAAUAUUA
Arachis stenosperma is the source of this 1176-nucleotide messenger RNA. RefSeq names its product photosynthetic NDH subunit of lumenal location 5, chloroplastic. NCBI's taxonomy places the organism in Eukaryota, Viridiplantae, Streptophyta, Magnoliopsida, Fabales, Fabaceae. Gene Ontology annotation, molecular function: peptidyl-prolyl cis-trans isomerase activity. The coding region runs from base 62 to 838 and encodes 258 amino acids. The record is from RefSeq and is a predicted model, not a curated record. The transcript is spliced from 4 exons. Gene Ontology annotation, biological process: protein peptidyl-prolyl isomerization; protein folding.